This is a messenger RNA of Dicrocoelium dendriticum, 1354 nucleotides long. The record is from the annotation of a GenBank genome assembly. Lineage: Eukaryota; Metazoa; Platyhelminthes; Trematoda; Plagiorchiida; Dicrocoeliidae.
CCCAAAUCCUUAUCUGAUUGGUUAGUCCGCAUUGUAUAGCUGAAAGGAAGUUUAGGGAGACCAAUGAGAGUGUCUCCAGUAAACGAGGUUGACUUUUGUAAAACGGAUGAAUUGAUUUUCGGAAAACUUGCUUGGCGUGGAAAAUAGUUUGCUGACGGUUGUAGAGAGUAGGAAACGGACAGUGAUUGUAGCCUACUCUCAGUUCAACACUACCAAGCUAGUUGAUGUACAAGACAGAAUGGAACAAAUUAGGAACGAAAGCACACAACCUCCGCUAGAUGGAAUCGAUUCGGAGACCUAUGCCAUUACAAAGCACUGCAUUUGUUGAUUAUCUGCUGCUCCCGUGAUAUUUGUCGGCUGUACGGACCCAGCAUCGUGUUCACCUUACUGUGGAUUUCAUUGGCGCAGUUGCUGACUGUAAUAAAUUGUUCACUUGCCUAUGGUACUAAAGAGCAUUGUGUAAUUGGAUAUUUCGCCAACUUUUUCAUAUUGGCGACAAACACCACUAAUCUGAUGUCAUCCGUUAGUGUAUGCCGUCAGUCGUGGCGGGCUAAAAGAGAAAACACAAUAUGUUUUACAAAAGAUCUACCAGAGGUUGCACAGACAGUAAUGGGAUUUCCUGCACCAUCUUGGCAAAGACGGCUCGCUUAUUGGAUCCUAUGGUUUAUCGUUGCUUUGGGUAUCCCAUCUUUCAUCAUAGUAUUAGCUGUGCACACAUAUGAAGCAGAAGAAUUAAACCACUCGCAUCAGGAGUUCGCGAACGUUUCGUGUAACCUGAAUCCCAGCUUGGAUUAUUUUGUACUCUUCUUUACAUCCAUCUUCACAUUCUUGUUCUGCCAACUCGUCUGCGCUGCAGUAAGCACAAGACUGCGCUGCGGUUCGAGUGCCACUCGUCCCAUUGUGGUUCGACAGCUUCACGUAAGUGCCCGCUAUGGGAUUACCGCAAAGCUGGCUGUCACACACAGUUUCGUUUGGAUGGCUGCGUUCAUUGCCGUGUUCUACACAUCAGUUGCACUGUGGCACGUGUUCGCUCUAUUUUCGUGCCUACAAGCGAUUUAUAUAACUGUAAACUGCAUAUUUACUCGUCCUGUGUUAAAUAUAUUAAACCGAUGGCACGAAGACAAGCCGGAAGAAUUAAAGGGAGAGCAAACUGCAAGUUUCGAUCAAACGCAUUUAGCGUCCAAGAAACUAGCAACAGCUGAUCGAUAGCUUCCUGACAAAGAGGUAUAAUUCCGGCGCACCCACACAUAAACCUGGAAGUGUACUUACCUCGGUAUGUAUCUUAUAACAUUUGUGACUUCCGCCGAAAGAGAAAUUUGCUUUCAUCUUUUCGUACAGUUGUGACAAUGAUAUC